Messenger RNA from Danaus chrysippus (African queen), 717 nucleotides. The record is from the annotation of a GenBank genome assembly. Lineage: Eukaryota; Metazoa; Arthropoda; Insecta; Lepidoptera; Nymphalidae.
AUGGAUUCUAAGUCAUCACCUUCUAUUCCAGCCCAGCAGAUAUUAACAAAUGAUGGGAGGAUGUUUCUUAAAUACAGAGGAUUCUAUUACUCUAAAGUAGCCAAGAGUAGGUGCAGAUGGCGCUGUGUCUGUACGAAGACUUGCUACGUGGGUCUGACUGUGUACCCAGACCUUACACCCGUACGAGAACCUGGUAAACAUCACCACGACCCAACCAUGCUUUGCAGGAUGAGCAACGGCAGACACAUGUUCGUGUCUGAUAUAAAAAGAUACUCAAGAUGUCUGGGAGGGGCUCUGAUACCUUCGGGAAAAGGGAAGCAUCCGUUGCUGUUGUACAAAAAUUAUACCUACACGUACAAAGUGCUCUCAGGUACAAAAUUCCGUACAAAGAAAUAUAGAAAGAUAAUGUUCAAUGGUUUCGAAUAUAAGAGAGUUGAAAAGGAGGAUGGUAGUGUUUUUUAUAAGUGCGUUCAAGUACAGAGAGGUUGUUCGGCUUUCUGCUUGCUAAGUUCUGAUGAAACCAAGUUGGAGGUCAAGGGAGGAGUAAAGACGAAUGAAGAAUGGCGCUUGGGUCAAAAACUAAGGUGUCUGGUUUCUUCCAAGCAAUCGGAAGAAGAAUCCUUUGCUGAUGUACAACAAUUACACUUACAAGAAACAAUGGGAGUGCACUUCUGGGAAAGUUAUUUGGUACUGUUCGAAGAGGAAGGAAGGUUGUAA